AUGUCACUUCGCAGGCUAAGAAGCAACCGAAAAACUAUCGGAGAUGUCAAUUUGGUGACAGAGGAGCUGAAAAAUCUGUAUUACAAAAGACUGCUGCCAAUUGAAAAACAUUAUUCGUUCCAUCAUUUUCAUUCGCCCAGCUAUGAGGAUGCAGAUUUUGACAACAAGCCGAUGAUUCUAGUGAUGGGGCAGUACUCGACAGGGAAGACCACUUUUAUAAGGUAUCUUAUAGAACAAGACUUUUUAGGAGGCAGAGUUGGUCCAGAGCCAACCACAGAUUGCUUCACUGCGCUCAUGUAUGGAGAUGUAGAGGGAAUAAUACCGGGAAAUGCUUUGACGAUGGACCCCAAGAAACCAUUCCGAAACUUGGAUCCUUUUGGGAAUACUUUUUUGAACAGAUUCCAGUGUGUUCAAAUGCCAAAUCCGGUGCUUGAAAAUAUCAGUAUUAUAGACACACCAGGGAUAUUAACUGCUGCAAGGCGGAGACUAAGUCGAGGCUAUGACUUUCCGGCGGUGUUGCGUUGGUUCGCCGAGAGAGUAGACCGGAUCAUCCUGCUGUUUGACGCACACAAGCUGGAGUUCUCGGAUGAGCUAACCCGGGCUUUUGGGGCUCUGUGUGGCCAUGAGGACAAACUGCGGGUGGUGCUCAACAAGGCAGACACAGUGGAUUCCCAGCAGCUGAUGAGGGUGUAUGGCGCCCUCAUGUGGUCGCUGGGGAAAGUGUUCAAAACCCCCGAGAUUCUGAAGGUGUACAUCGGGUCGUUCUGGUCUGAGCCCAGGCAGAAGUGUGACCACUACGAGCUGAUCGAGCUGGAGGAGGAGGAUCUGCUCACGGAUAUAAGGAACCUGCCACGCAAUGCUGCCUUAAGGAAGCUGAAUGAUCUGGUUAAAAGGGCCAGAUUAGUGAGGGCUCAUGCUCACAUUAUUGGCCAUCUGAAGAAGGAGAUGCCCACUAUCUUCUGCAAAGAAACCAAAAAGCACAACCUCAUCUAUGAUCUUCCAGAAAUCUUCCGCAAGAUCCAGCAACAACAGCGUGUGCCAGCGGGAGACUUCCCGGAUUGUACCAAAAUGCAGGAGAAACUUCUGGGCCAAGAUUUUUCAAAGUUCAAGACCCUCAAACCAAGUCUGAUGGCCUCCUUGGACAAACUUCUCACCAUCGACAUUGCCAAGCUGGUCCCUCUGCUCAAAAUACAAGAGCUAUCAAAGAAAUCCCUCCCAGGUGUGCUAGACGCCGAUUUUCUGGGAACGUUUAAGCCAGAGCAUUACAGACGAGACCCCUUUAAGGAAAUUCCCAGGGAAGAAGAGGGCAGUGACGAAGACUUUGACGAAUGGGCGGUAGAGAAGUACAAGCCAAAGUAUGACGAGAUCUUCUACAAUUUGAACCCAAGUGAAGGCAAACUCAGUGGUACUAAAGUUCGAGAGUGGAUGACGGGUACCCUGCUACCCAACUCAGUGCUGGCUCAGAUCUGGAGGCUCUCGGACGUGGACGGGGACGGGAUGUUGGACAAUGAGGAGUUUGCAGUAGCGGUUCAUCUCAUAGAAGGGAAACUGGACGGCUACUACCUGCCCAGAGAGCUCCCUUCGCACCUGGUGCCCCCGUCAAAGAAGAUCAGCGCACCAAGCCAGGAGGAGUAA
Boleophthalmus pectinirostris (great blue-spotted mudskipper) is the source of this 1635-nucleotide messenger RNA. Its product is annotated as EH domain-containing protein 2-like. Gene Ontology annotation, molecular function: protein binding; calcium ion binding; GTP binding. Gene Ontology annotation, cellular component: plasma membrane; cytoplasm. The record is from RefSeq and is a predicted model, not a curated record. Gene Ontology annotation, biological process: endocytosis; endosomal transport. The transcript has 6 exons. Bases 1 to 1635 code for a protein of 544 amino acids. NCBI's taxonomy places the organism in Eukaryota, Metazoa, Chordata, Actinopteri, Gobiiformes, Gobiidae.